Molecule: messenger RNA, 702 nt
Organism: Microthlaspi erraticum
Lineage: Eukaryota; Viridiplantae; Streptophyta; Magnoliopsida; Brassicales; Brassicaceae
Source: the annotation of a GenBank genome assembly
AUGAAGAUGAACCGUUCGUCAGUGUGGAUGAUGUUGAUUUGCGUGUCCUUGGUUCUCCUUUUUGGAUUUAGCAAAUUUGUGAUUAGCAGUGAAGAAAAAGGAACGCACAGGCACAACAGCGUCGUAAGGAUGAAGCUUGGUGGGAUAAGCGAUUCCAAGAAUGAUUGGAACGGUGGGGCAGAGAUCGAUGAUAUUGCACUCUUUGCUGUUCAAGAGCACAAUAAGCGAGAGAAUGCUGUUCUUGCGCUCGCUAGAGUACUAAAAGCAACAGAGCAGGUGGUUGCUGGGAAGCUCUACCAUCUUACUCUUGAAGUUAUCGAAGCUGGUGAGAAGAAGAUAUAUGAAGCUAAAGUUUGGGUGAAGCCAUGGAUGAACUUUAAGCAGCUUCAGGAGUUCAAGAAUGUUGUCCCUUCCUUCACUAUAUCCGACCUUGGCUUGAAACCAGAUGGCGAUGGACUUGAUUGGAUCUCAGUAUCAACAAAUCACCCUGAAGUCCAAGAGGCAGCAAAGCACGCUGUGAAAUGGAUUCAGCAGAAAUCAAACUCGCUGUUCCCUUAUAAACUCAUAGAUAUAAUCAUAGCCAGGACAAAGGUGAUUGAAGACCGUGUGAAAUUCGAACUGCUUCUGAAGCUAGAGAGGCGCAACAAACAAGAGAAGUUUAUGGUUACAGUGAUGAAGAAUGAAAACGGCAAGUUUCACUAG